GUGAAGUACUUUCCCUUCCUGUACAUUCAGUCCUCUACAUUCAAUUCAAUCAUUCCUAUGCCUCUGCUCCAGACGCUACAGGUAAGCGUGAGAGAAAGGCACAGAGAGAGAGACACACACACAGGGAGAGGAGAGACUGACUGAAGCAAUGUGCUGGACUUGGACUUGAGUUCCCAUCAACACUUCUGAAGCGGACAGCUGGGAAAAUAAGAACCUGCCUUGGAGGUUGUCAACUCUGACUAGAGAGAAGUAAGUCCAUGACCCUGAACUACUACAGCGAUGGACAAGAAAAGUGAAAAUGGCUACCCUAGAUCCGGAGGAGAGAGUGGAGGUGGGGGUCAGAGGAAGCAGCUGCCCUACUCCGUAGAGACCCCCUACGGCUUCCACCUGGACCUUGAUUUCCUCAAGUAUGUGGACGAUAUCGAGAAAGGCAACACCAUCAAGAGGGUGCACAUCCAGCGCAAGGCCAGAGGCCCUCCUAAGUUCAGCACCCUGCCCAGGAACUUCAGCCUGCUAGGGCAUGGAGCCAGGCCGGCCCCUAAGGACACCUGGUCCUCCACCCUAGGGCCCAAGCCCCGGGGCAGAAUGACUGAUGUCCAGCAGAUCUUGGAUUUUAGACCCAGUGACGGUGGCACAUUGGGUAUUCUUAGCCAGAACAGCAGGGUGCAAGGGAGUAGCUUUGCCUCUGCCAGGCCCAGGGAGGAGGCAGGUGUUGGGCCUUGGGUGUUAGGCGAACAGCCCCUGGGGAGGCCCAACCUCCUUCGGACGUCCAGCAUGCCAGUCACCAUCCCGCACAGGAAGGCCUCUGAGUCAGGGGAUGAAAGAACAGAGAACAUCUCAUCUGAGAACGUGAUCCGUGCUGUUCCCCAGGACCGGUCGGGGCUGCACCAGCAGAUCACCGCAGCCCUGAAGAGGGUCAGAGAGCUGGAGGACAUGGUGAGGACCAUCCCAGAGCUCAAGUCCCAGAUCUGCUCACUGAGGGUGGAGAGAGAGCAGCUAAUCCUCAGGCUGCAGGUUCAAACCAAGCCACAGCCUCCAGCCCACCCACAAAGUGCCUCGCCCUCCCCAGCCCCAAGCACUGAUCCCGGGCCAGCCUCUCAGCCGCCGGGGGCUAAAGCAGCAGUGGAUCCCGGGAGAGCAGAGAGCACUGUGUCAGAGGCAGAAACGCAACAGGAAUCCUUAAAGAGUACCGCGCAAGAAGAAGAACCAGAUAGGCUUUUAGAAGCACAGGAACCAGAGAGACAAAUACAGACAGCAGAGGGACCAGAUAGACAAACAUUUCUGAAUCCAUUAGUGUACGCAGAGGAAAGGCAAACAAAGCAACUAGAAAACGUUGCAACACCGAAAGCACCAGAACCUUUAGACAGCAGAGUGUUUGUGCAAGUCACAGAGGGAGUCAGUGGCACUGGUGAGGAGCACCAUCUCAGUGUCGAACAGCUCCAGGCUAAGCUAGUAGCGCUAGAGGCUAAGCUAAGUCAGGCUAGCGAAGACCUGGAGAGAACGAACAGUCUCCUGAAACAACAGGUAAAGGAGAACAUGAUGAAGGAGGAGAGGAUACUGCAGCUGAGCGUGGGAGGGACAGGAGGCGCGGAGGAGGUGUCCAGGCAGAGACAGACAAGUAGGAGGACCAGUGUGGACCAGCAGGCCGAGACAGAGAGAGUGGGAAGUGCAAGUCAGGAGACAGAGACAGAGAGGGCGGAUAUGGUGGAGCAGGGCACGGAUACAGAAAGGAUAGUCAUCUGUUUAACCGGAGAGGGGGCUGGUGGUGUGGAACAGGGGACAGAGACGGAGCGAUUUGACACUAAAGACCAGGUGACAGAGACAGAAAUGGUCAUUGUAUGUCCAGUCAGACCACGGGCUAAUAGUGUGGAUCGGAGAACAGAGACAGAGAGAGUGGACACAGUGGACCAGGUGACAGAGACACUGCCCGGAGACAGCUUAGACCAGGUGACAGAGACAGAGACGCAGACAGUCGUCAGUGUAGAUCAGUCAACAGAGACAGCACCUGCACGUCCAGUGAGAUCAGUGAGACAUAGGGCUAACAGUGUGGACCGGGGAACAGAGACACAGACAGUGGAUACUGUGAACCGGAUAACAGUGACAGAGACACAGACAGGAGUCCGUGUAGACCAGGUGACAGAGACACAAACACAGACAGCACCUGUACGUCCAGUGAGACCAGCGAGACAUAGGGCUAACAGUGUGGACAGGGGGACAGAGACAGAAAGAGUGGGUACAGUUGACCAGGUGACAGAGACAGUGGUAGCACAGAGUGCAUAUCAGCAGACAGAGACAGAGGGAGACAGAGUUGAGACUAGCAAUAACCACCAUAGAGAAAUAGAGAUUGAGAGUGCGGCCAUAGUAAGUGCGGCCAUAGAAAGUGCGGUCACAGAAAUUGUGGAAGCAGAACGUGUAGUCUCACGCAGUGUGGUUAAAGAGGGUGAGAUCGCUGAGAGUGCAGUACAUUUUGUGGUUAUAGAGAGUGUGGGCAAAGAGAAUGGGGUCACAGCGAAUGUGGUCCCAGAGAAUGUGGUCCCAGAGAAUGUGGUCACAGAGAAUGUGGUCACAGAGAAUGUGGUCACGGGAAGUAUGGUGAAGAGACAAGUAGUGGUAGUAGAGGAGACUGUCGUUGAACAAAUGACAUUGACUGAAAGUGUUGUUACACAGAGUAUGACCACAGAGAGUACAGUCGUAGAGAGUGCAGCCACAGAGAACUUGGCAACUGAGAGUGAGGUGGUAAAAAACACAGUUACAGAGAGUACGGUCACAGGAAGUGCGGUCAUAGAAUCUCCAGCCCCAGAGAGCCCAGAAGUAGCACCCACUCCCUCUUCCAGCCAGACCCAGAUGGGUCAGAAGGAGUCGGAGCAGGCCCAGCCCCAGUCACAGGACUCUCGUCGGGGGUCCAACCCAGCAUUGGCCCAGGCCCCUCGCCAGGGGUCUAACCCAGCCCUGGGCCAGGUGGUGACGCGCCUCACAGGGCUGAUCAAUGAGCAGUGGGCCCAGCUAGGUAGCAGCCAGGACAAGCCAGACAAGCAGGAGACCACCAGCCCGAGUGCCCAGAAGCCUGCAGAAGGGCAGGGUGCGCCCGCUGCAGGGAAGCCUUUAGCGGGGAAGGCAACGGGGAAGUCAGGUCUGUCUAAGAUGAGCUCCAUCCAGAGCCAGCUGGUCAGCUCCCUCAGUGCCCUGUCUGCCUUCUACUCCCCUGGACAGAAGGCAGCUGCCAGCAAACAACAAGGUCUGAAAUCCAUCAUGAAGAAGAACGAUGCUGCUGACAAACAGGGGAACAGAGGAGGAGCCAAGAAGAACCUAAAGUUUGUGGGAGUCAACGGAGGGUAUGAGACUACCUCAAGUGAGGAGGAAUCCAGUGAGGAGGAGAAGGGGGAGGUGGAGGAGGAGGAGGUGGACAGCUCUGAGCCUGAGGAGGAGCGGGAGAAGGAGGAGGGAGCUGGAGCAGCUCAGGGCCAGGGGGAGGCCACAGCUACAGAGGACGAGGCCCAGGGAGCAGGGGCCCAGGCUGGGGAGACAGAGGGCCAUGAAGACUCUCAGGACCCAGAGAACAGCCAGGCACUCCUGGAGGAGCAGCCAGCUGCAGCAUCAGGGGAGACGAUCGAUAAGGGCUUCAUGGAAGCGUGUGACUACAUUGAGGGUCGUAUGGCAGAGGUGGGGGCCCCCGAUAAAGAAAUGAGACAUGUCCUGAUGGUGUUGUACCAGGAGUGGUUCCGUGUGUCCAGUCAGAAGGACUCUCGGGCUGACACCGUCACCCUCUACCUGAGAGAGGUGGGCAUCGCCACGCCGACCCUCCUGCGUUACAUCGUGAACCUGGCCGACGGCAACGGCAACACAGCGCUCCACUACAGCGUGUCCCACUCCAACUUCCCUGUGGUCAAACUGCUGCUGGACACCGGUCUGUGUGAGGUGGACAUCCUGAACAAGGCGGGCUACACAGCCGUGAUGCUGGCCUCCCUAACAGCUGCUGAUGGAUCAGAGGACAUGGAGGUGGCUCUGCAGCUACUGAGACAGGGAGAUGUCAAUGCUCGCGCUAGCCAGGCAGGGCAGACGGCUCUGAUGCUAUCGGUCAGCCAUGGUCGUACAGCCAUGGUGCGGUUGCUGCUGAGCUGCCAAGCUGACCUCAACAUUCAGGACAAAGACGGUUCGACUGCACUCAUGUGCGCGUGUGAGCACGGUCACACCGAGAUCGCCCGGGUGCUACUGGAGUCUGGCCACUGUGACACCAGCCUCACAGACAAGGAUGGUCAGAGGGCUCUGUCGGUGGCGGUAGCGUCCUCCCACGCUGAGAUAGUUGACCUACUCAAGAGCCACUCAGAUUCCACCACCACCCACGCCUCCAACCCCUCUACCACCACCUCUGCCACCAUCAUCACCACCACCACAGCCUCUCUCCUCUGAGCCCCCUCCAGUAGUUCCUCUCUAACCCCUACCCUACCCCAGCCCCGGACCCACCCCCACCCUGGACCCACUAUACCCCGAACCCCUUUCCCUGGACCAGAGGAGGCUGGUGGGUGGAGGUAUAAGAGGACGGGCCCAUUGUAAUGGCUGGAGUGGAAUAAAUGGAACGGUGUCAAACUGAUCAAUCAUAUGGAAACCACAUGUUUGACUCCAUUCCAUUCAUUGAAAUGCAGCCAUUACAAUGAGCCCGUCCUCCUAUAGCUCCUCCCACCAGCCUCCACUGUCAUGGACCAUACUCUUUUCCAGACUGUCUGGAGGACAGACAAAGGCUGUAUUCACCACCACUGCCUAUAUCUCCCCACGGACCAGAGCUCAGCUCACAGAUAGGCCUAUUGGACCGGAGCCCCACAGACCAGAGCUCAGCUCACAGAUAGGCCUAUUGGACCGGAGCCCCACGGACCAGAGCUCAGCUCACAGAUAGGCUUAUUGGACCGGAGCCCCACAGACCAGAGCUCAGCUCACAGAUAGGCCUAUUGGACCGGAGCCCCACGGACCAGAGCUCAGCUCACAGAUAGGCUUAUUGGACCGGAGCCCCACAGACCAGAGCUCAGCUCACAGAUAGGGUUAUUGGAUCGGAGCCCCACCGACCAGAGCUCAGCUUACAGAUAGGCCUAUUGGACCGGAGCCCCACGGACCAGAGCUCAGCUCACAGAUAGGCUUAUUGGACCGGAGCCCCACAGACCAGAGCUCAGCUCACAGAUAGGCCUAUUGGACCGGAGCCCCACGGACCAGAGCUCAGCUCACAGAUAGGCUUAUUGGACCGGAGCCCCACAGACCAGAGCUCAGCUCACAGAUAGGCCUAUUGGAUCGGAGCCCCACGGACCAGAGCUCAGCUCACAGAUAGGCCUAUUUGAUCGGAGCCCCACGGACCAGAGCUCAGCUCACAGAUAGGCCUAUUGGACCGGAGCCCCACGGACCAGAGCUCAGCUCACAGAUAGGCCUAUUGGACCGGAGCCCCACGGACCAGAGCUCAGCUCACAGAUAGGCCUAUUGGACCGGAGCCCCACAGACCAGAGCUCAGCUCACAGAUAGGCCUAUUGGACCGGAGCCCCAUUUAGGGAGUGGGAAUAAUGUGUCAACUGUUUGGCAGCCAGCCAAUGUGACGCUCAAAAACCCAGUAGCAGUGGCGACAGUGGUGAUUGACAGGUGAUCCAGGAAGAGGGCAGAAGGACAACAGAAGGAUGAUGGUUUGCUGCUUUAUAAUACAAAACAAGCUAUUCAGGCCAAAAUAAUCUUAAACACAUGAUCGACCUUAACAAUCGGUCAUUUUAUUAUUAACACUAUGUUUUUCCUUUUUAUACCUGUAUCUAAGUUUCCAUCCAAUCGGCAACAGAUUUUCAUGUGAAUAUUUUAAAAUCCGCAUUAAGAAAAUAUGCACAUUUUCCCUCCGGUGGUGUGUUUCUAGCAAACUGACUUGUUGCAGGAAAAUUAAAUCUGUGCGUGAUGUAUUGCACACAACAUUCACAUUUUCGCAUAAAUUCAAGUUCAACGUUUUUGUUGUGUGUUUCAAAAAAAAAAAAGAAUGUUUAACCUUUAUUUAACUAG
Molecule: messenger RNA, 6012 nt
Organism: Oncorhynchus tshawytscha (Chinook salmon)
Lineage: Eukaryota; Metazoa; Chordata; Actinopteri; Salmoniformes; Salmonidae
Product: KN motif and ankyrin repeat domains 4
Exons: 10
Coding region: 280-4407 (1375 amino acids)
Biological process (GO): negative regulation of actin filament polymerization
Cellular component (GO): cytoplasm; cytoskeleton
Molecular function (GO): protein binding
Source: RefSeq, a predicted model, not a curated record